AUGAAUAAAGAAAAUUUUUACUUCUACGUUAAAGUGCGUACUGCACUUAAUAUUCCAGCCAAAGAUAUUCACGAAGAACUAUGUUUUGUUUGUGGUGAUGAAACGUCUUCUCUGAAGACUAUUGAAGAAUGGUCUAAAUGUUUUCGUGAAGGUCGAGAAGAAGCUGAAGACGAAGUACGAUCUGAUAGUCUUGUUAUUGAAACAACAUCUGAAAGUAUUGAACAACAAGUAAAAGAACAACAGAAACGAAAUGAAAAAGUACGAGAUAUGCCUCAAUUAGUUCGUGAUUUUCUUGAUCCAGCUGAAUUUUAUCAACAAAUAAAAAACAAUCUGUGCCAUCAUAUUAUUACUGCCAAUGAAGGAUCUGCUGUUGGUCUUGCUUGUGGUUCAUAUAUGGUAACAGGACAACCUUCAUUAGUCUAUUUACAAAAUUGUGGUUUGGGCAAUAUUGUUAAUCCUAUUAUAUCUCUUGCAACAUCAAGUAUUUAUGGUUUACCAAUGUUGUUGCUAAUAGGUUGGCGUGGCGAACCAGAUAAACCAGAUGAACCACAACAUCGUGUUCAGGGACCUGCAACACCUAGUAUGCUUGAUGAGCAAAUAUUAUUUAUUAAAACUUUAAAUACAAUAUGUAUUUUUUUAGCUGCACUCGGUAUUCCUUUUCAAUCAUUACCGAAUAAUCAUGAUGGCGCUGGUCAAGCACUUGAAACAGCUAGACAUUAUAUGAAAACAACAAAAGGUCCUUAUGCAUUACUUGUUAAACGAGAAACAUUUUUACCAUAUAAAUUACCUAAAAUAGAUGUAGAUGUAGAAAUUAGAUUACCUUUAACACGUGAACAAGCAUUAGAAUGUGUUAUGAAUCAUUUUCAACAGCAAGAUAUUGUUGUUAGUACAACAGGAAUGCUUAGUAGAGAAUUAUUUGAACUUCGAACAAAACGUCAUGAUGGACAUGAACAAGAUUUUUUAACUAUUGGUGGAAUGGGUCAUGCAUCAUCAAUUGCAUUAGGUAUUGCUAUUCAAAAACCAAAUCGAACUGUAUUUUGUUUGGAUGGUGAUGGAGCUGUUCUAAUGCAUAUGGGUAUUUUAGCAAAUAUUGCUGCAGCUACACCAUCAAAUUUUAAACAUAUUGUAUUUAAUAAUGGUGCCCAUGAUAGUGUUGGUGGUCAACCAACAGUUGCUGGUAAUCAUGAGAAAUUUUCAUUUUGCCACAUAGCUCAAGAUUGUGGUUAUAAACAUGUAAUGAUAGCCACAAAUCAAUUUGAAAUAAACGAAGCAAUGGAAAAAAUUCGUGCAAUUAAUAGUGAUGGUCCAAUUUUACUGGAACUUCGAAUUCAAACUGGUCAUAGAAAAAAUUUAGGUCGACCAACACGGUCAACUGAUGAAAAUAGAAAAGAUUUUAUGCAUUUUUUACAAUUGAAUUAA
Molecule: messenger RNA, 1419 nt
Organism: Rotaria sordida
Lineage: Eukaryota; Metazoa; Rotifera; Eurotatoria; Philodinida; Philodinidae
Source: the annotation of a GenBank genome assembly